Vitis riparia (riverbank grape) is the source of this 1556-nucleotide messenger RNA. Its product is annotated as fasciclin-like arabinogalactan protein 21. The record is from RefSeq and is a predicted model, not a curated record. NCBI's taxonomy places the organism in Eukaryota, Viridiplantae, Streptophyta, Magnoliopsida, Vitales, Vitaceae. The coding region runs from base 144 to 1322 and encodes 392 amino acids. The transcript has a single exon.
GGAGGUAACUGAUUGUGCAGCCGCGGUGAUUUUAGUUUGAAGUUUGAAUUAUAAAAGUGCAGUACAGCACCGAUAUUUCCAUUCACAAGGGCUUUUGUUCUGUUUCUACUUGAACUGAUUUUUUCUCUCUCCCAAACACACACAUGGUGAGUCUUGUGCAAACCGCCAUUCUGGUGUUGUCAUUCUUGGUCUCAACGGCCAUGGCGGCUGAGGAAGCUUCAUCUACGAUUGCACCACCACCAAUAAUAUUGUUUCAACAGCCUGGGGACCAACCAUUCUCAGCAACAUCUCUCCUCGCUCCCAUCUUGAUCAACCUUGGCUUCCAAGAAUUCGCAAUGGCUGUUCAUGCUCUAUCUGCCGCGCCCGCCCUCAACACCUGGACUGGUCCUUCCACCAUCUUUGCACUCACCGACUCCUCCAUCCACUCCUGUCCUUCCUGCUCCAUCCCUCGGCUCCUCCAGGAACACACUGUUCCAGGCCUCUUUUCCUCUCACCACCUGCGCAAUUUAGCCUUUGGCACCAAGAUCGAGACCAGCUUCCCUGGCCGAUGCAUCACCGUCACCUCCGCUUCCAACAACUCCAAGAUCUUCAUCGAAGGUGUUGAAAUCACUCAUCCGGAUCUCUUCAACAACGGCUUCAUACUCGUUCAUGGCCUCGAUGGCUUUGCAUCUCACCUCUCUCCUUUCUCCUGCAAUGUCGAGAGAUUCGCCACUCUCUCCUUUUCGCCUCCUCAGCCCUCAGAUUCUCCACAGGUACCUCCUCCAUUUUCUGUGAUCCGCCUGAUGCUAAGUGACGCAAUGCUUCGCUUGCGUAUCAGUGGCUUUGGCAUACUCGCUCUGGCAAUGAGGGUGAAGUACGCCGAGCUCGUCCAACUCCAGAACAUGACGGUGUUCGCACUCGAUGAUGCCACCAUCUUCUCCGGUGGACGCGAGUAUAUCAGCAAUGUGAGGUUUCACAUUGUUCCGAACAUGCUGCUGAUGGCCGACGAUCUGAAUAAACUUCCGGUGAAGACGGUAUUGCCAACGCUGGAACAUGGCCAGACUCUGAAGGUGACCGACGGCGGAGGCGGAUCAAAUCCCAUGAGGAUCAAUUACGUUCGGCUCAAGAGCCCUGAUAUUGUGCACAACCUCAAGAUCGUGGUUCAUAGCUUGUUCUUGCCGUUCCCGCACCUUCAACCCCGAGUCGAGGGAACCGAAGGGCUGGAAUGGAAUGCAGCAGGACCAGAUGUGAUGGAAUCGAACGGUGAGAUGGUUGAUAUGGACCCAAUGCGGGAAAUCAUACCAACGGAUGAGAUCGAAAUCGAAGAUCAUCACGGUCUAUAAAGUCUGAUUUGGGAGGGGGGGUAUCCUUACAAAUUCUCAAUCCCGUAUCUCAACGAGUCGGUCAGUUAAGAGUCGGGUGCGAUAAAACAGCAGUCCAUUCAGUUUAGGUGCUCUACUAGGUAACACAUGCUAGUUACUGGUUACUUGGUACCUUUUCUUUAUUCUGAUUGUAGCAUUGUGCUUAGCCAUGGAAACAUCGUCUUUCUUCUCAGCAAGACAUGAGUAGUUAAACAU